AUGCUCGAGCAUGCUGAAGAGAGAUCAUGGAGGUCAUGGUUCACGACGAAAAAGUUGAGCUUCUAUCUACUGUUCCAUGGACUCCACGUUGCACUGUUCGUUGUUGGAUGGUGGAAGCAACAGACCAGUAAAGCACUAGCAUCUCUAAAUCUACUAACAUUCUCUGUAUGGAUAUCAAGAGGUGCAGGGUUGGUGCUCAGUGUCGAUGUCACCCUGAUUAUGCUGCCCAUGUGCAGAAACAUCUUACGCUUCUUUCGACCGAGGGUCAAAUGGCUACCACUGGAUGAAUCGCGAUGGUUCCAUCGACAAGUAGGCUAUUCACUAUUGUUCUGGACCAUAGUACACACUACUGGUCAUUAUGUCAAUUUCUUCAACAUCGAGCGAUCACAACUUCGUGAUCAGGCUGCUGUCGAAGUUCAUUACGCACAAGCUGGUGGCGUAACAGGACAUGUCAUGCUCCUCUGCAUGCUACUCAUGUACACCACGGCACAUCAGAAGAUACGCCAGCAGUCUUACGAGACAUUCUGGUAUACGCACCAUCUGUUUGUGCCUUUCCUUCUGGCCAUGUAUACCCACGCUACUGGGUGCUUUGUCCGCGAUAUGGUUGAUCCGGUGUCGCCUUUUGCUGGCAAGUACUUCUGGAAUCACUGUCUGGGGUACCAGGGCUGGCGAUGGGAGCUGGUGGGUGGUGGCUUGUAUCUGUUCGAGAGAAUAUAUCGAGAAAUCCGCGCUCGCAGGCCGACAGAGAUUAUCAAAGUUGUCAAGCAUCCAUACGAUGCAGUAGAGAUCCAAUUCCGAAAGCCCAGCAUGCAGUACAAAGCUGGACAAUGGCUGUUUCUCAAUUGUCCGGAGGUGUCAAAGCACCAAUGGCAUCCUUUCACCAUAACCUCCUGCCCUUUCGAUCCUUACGUCAGCGUCCACGUCCGGCAGGUGGGUGACUUUACGAGAUCUCUGUCCAACGCGCUGGGUGCUGGACCGGAGCAAGCAGCCCUGUACGGAGAACUAGACCCUAUGGGGAUGUACGAAGUUGCUUUGCAGCAAGGGCAGGAACUGCCUACACUUCGUAUCGACGGACCUUAUGGCGCGCCAGCUGAGGAUGUGUUCGACCAUGAGAUCGCCAUCCUCAUUGGUACUGGUAUCGGCGUCACACCUUGGGCUUCUAUCCUCAAGAACAUCUGGCACAUGCGGCUAUCUCCGAAUCCGCCCAGACGCUUAAAGAGAGUCGAAUUCAUCUGGGUAUGCAAGACAACGACAUCUUUCGAGUGGUUCCAAGCCUUGCUAUCGUCGUUGGAGAUGCAAUCGCUUUCCAUGUCCUCGCCAUCGCAUGCUAACAAGGUCGGCGACAAUAGCGACGAGUUCUUGAAGAUCCACACGUACCUGACGCAGAAGAUGGAUGUGGACCAGGCCAACAAUAUCGUCUUGAACAGCGUAGGCACGACUAAGGAUCCAUUGACAGAGCUCAACUCGAGGACGAACUUCGGCAGACCUGAUUUCCACAGGCUUCUGGGUGCGAUGAGAGACUCGAUUGAGAACGGGACGUACAUCAGUGGGUUGGAGUCUAGGAGAGCCGAAGUGGGAGUAUAUUUUUGUGGGCCUAAUAUGGCAGCGAGAGGGAUCAGAACGGCUUGUCAAGACGAGUCUAGUCACGAUGUCAAGUUCCGCUUCUGGAAGGAGUAUUUUUAG
Messenger RNA from Aureobasidium subglaciale EXF-2481, 1683 nucleotides. RefSeq lists its product as uncharacterized. Gene Ontology annotation, molecular function: superoxide-generating NAD(P)H oxidase activity. Lineage: Eukaryota; Fungi; Ascomycota; Dothideomycetes; Dothideales; Saccotheciaceae. The transcript has 3 exons. The record is from RefSeq and is a predicted model, not a curated record. Gene Ontology annotation, cellular component: NADPH oxidase complex; plasma membrane. The coding region runs from base 1 to 1683 and encodes 560 amino acids. Gene Ontology annotation, biological process: superoxide anion generation; defense response.